Messenger RNA from Hylaeus anthracinus, 3799 nucleotides. RefSeq names its product probable phosphorylase b kinase regulatory subunit beta. Bases 368 to 3679 code for a protein of 1103 amino acids. The transcript has 20 exons. Gene Ontology annotation, molecular function: calmodulin binding. The record is from RefSeq and is a predicted model, not a curated record. Lineage: Eukaryota; Metazoa; Arthropoda; Insecta; Hymenoptera; Colletidae. Gene Ontology annotation, cellular component: phosphorylase kinase complex. Gene Ontology annotation, biological process: glycogen metabolic process.
UCUAUUUAUAAAUCGAAGAUUAUACAUAAGAUUUUCUGUGCCAAUUACAUGUCCGUUUUGGUUACAGUAUGAACAAAACAAUCGUCGGAUGGUGAGCAGCCAAGGUUAAUGUACAUACUAAUAUACCGAAAAAUACGGUUUUUACUAUUUCAGUCGCCGCCUUUGAACGUGUGCAUCUCGUAUUGCAUAGAACAGUGUUAUAUAUUAAAAGUUUUUACUUUACUCUAUUGCCUUAUUCCACUUGAAACAAAGAAAACGAUGUCAUUGGUGUUAACAAAAUAAACGAGAAUAAUCUUCGUCGUAUGACUAUGCGCAUUAUCAAAUAAUAGAAUCAAUUCAAAGGAAGGUUGGACUUGUUUUGAAUAAGAUGACGUCCCUUGCGACGACACCUACAGACACAAAAAGAUUUACUCAGAUUAGAAAUGUACGCCAGGGUAGUAUCAUCGAUUUGGAUAUUGAUAUGUUUCUAAAAAUUUCAAACUAUGAAGACACUGUGAGACAACUCGAUAUUUAUUAUGGAAUUGUCAAGAGGCAAUUAUUACGAUACCAAAGUUGCAUAACAGGCUUGUUCCCACAAAUUUCAAGUGACGAAGUAGUGGGAAGUAUACGAGAAAGCAUUUACUGUGCUGCCGCUGUAUGGAGUUUGUACCAAGCAUACAGGCGUAUAGACGACGAUCGUGGAAAAUCUUACGAGCUUGGACAAUCAGCUGUAAAAUGUAUGCGUGGAAUUCUGGAGUGUUGGGUAAAGCAAUCUUCUAGAAUAGAAUUAUUUAAACGCAACCAAUGCAAUCGAUUCGCGCUGCAUUGUAAAUUCCAUUUAUAUACAGGCGAUGAAAUUUUUAGCGAUGCUGCCUAUAAUCAUUUGCAAAUCGAUAUCGUUUCUCUUUACUUGAUAUUUCUGGUACAAAUGAUUUCAUCAGGAUUACAAAUUAUAUAUACUCAGGAUGAAGUGGCAUUUAUACAAAAUCUUGUGUAUUACGUAGAAAGAGCAUAUCGAACACCGGAUUAUGGCAUGUGGGAACGUGGUAGCCGAUAUAACGAUGGUACACCCGAAAUACAUGCAAGUUCGAUUGGAAUAGCGAAAAGCGCUCUCGAAGCUAUUAAUGGUUGUAACCUAUUCGGAGAAAAAGGAGCUUCUUGGUCGGUCAUAUAUGUUGAUAUCGAUGCUCACAAUAGAAAUCGUAGCAUUUUUGAAACAAUGCUUCCAAGAGAAUCCAGUUCUAAGAGUGUAGACACAGCUUUGCUGGCAACAAUUUCUUUUCCGGCAUUCGCCACCCAUGAAGAGGUACUAUACAACGAGACAAAGGCAAACAUAGUUCGAAGAUUAAAAGGCAAUUAUGGUUUUAAAAGAUUUGGGAGAGAUGGAUACAAAACAGUCUUAGAAAACAAAGAUCGUCGUUAUUACAAAUCUGGUGAAAUCAAGGAAUUUGAUAAUGUAGAAUGCGAGUGGCCGCUGUUUUACAUCUUUAUGAUCAUAGACGGCGUUUUUAAAACGUUACCAGACCAAGUGGAACAGUACCAGAAUUUGCUAAAAGAACGAAUACAUAAAGAUAUAAAUGGAGAUCCUGUAAUACCUAUGUAUUACUACGUGCCUGAGGAAAAUUUGGAAGCAGAAAGAAAUGAUCCUGGUAGCACACUUCGAGUAGCGAGUAACGAAGGAAGAGGGCGAAGAGGUUCUAUGGAUACCGAAGUUACUCCUAUAUAUUUAUGGAAUCAAGCUAUGUUCGUAAUUGCACAAUUACUUACUGCUGGUUUGUUACAUAUCAAUGAAUUAGAUCCGAUCAGACGGUAUCUUCCUUCGUACAAUCGUCCACGAAAAGCUGGAAGGUAUUCAGCUUUUCAAGCUAAACCCAGUAUUGGUACACAUACUGAUCUUGUAGUACAAAUCGUUCUUAUCGCCGAGUCUAUGCGGUUACAAGCUAUGAUGGCAACGUAUGGUAUACAAACACAGACUCCACAUGAAGUGGAACCUGUUCAGAUAUUAUCAUCUAUGCAAUUAGUAAAAGUAUAUGAAAAAUUGGGAGUGAAUAGCAAAUUGAAUCUAGAAGGUAGACCAGCUAGGCCAAUCGGAUCUUUAGGUACAAGUAAGGUUUAUAGAGUAUGCGGCAUGACCGUGCUCUGUUAUCCUCUGAUAUUCGAAGUAUCAGAAUUUUACCUAUACAGAGACAUGGCUCUAUUAAUCGAUGAUAUUAAAACUGAGCUUCAGUUUGUAGGUAAAUAUUGGCGACUUUCAGGUCGACCUACCGUGUGUCUUUUAAUCAGAGAGGAACACAUGAGAGAUCCACAAUUUAAAGAGAUGCUCGAUCUCUUUGCAAUGUUAAAAAAAGGAUACUGCGACAAAACGAAAGUACGAAUAGGUCGACUGCAAAAUCUCAUUUCCUCUUCAUGUAUCGAACAUUUGGAUUUUAUAAAUACUAUAGAAACAGAUCUUGAACUUAGCCAAUUUAAGCAGUUGGAACAUGAUUAUAUUGGAUACCAAAGUCUUACGGAUGUGCCUAAGGCUCUAACUUAUGCAGAAGAUGUAAAAGAUUACUCUAAUUAUAUGACGGAACCACUGUGCAACAUAUUAAGUGAAAUUCGUAGUAAUAAAAAUCUUUAUUCUUUGUGUCAACUUUACGGUAUUUUGUUAAAACGUGAGGGUAUUGAUUACGAAAUUAAUGGAAUAACAGUUGGCGAUCAUUUAAGAUCAGUAUACCAACAAGCUGGCUGUCUUAGAUAUUGGAUGGUUGUUCGUUACUGCAGCAGCUUAUUGAAUCAUACAGUUGACAGUAUCAGCCCUUUCAUCACAGGUGUUCUUGUUAAAGGAAAGCAGAUAACAGUUGGAGUAAUCGGACACGAAGAAACAGUAUUUGAUAAACCAAUGACACCAACAGAAAUUCAGUCAGUUAUGUAUUCUACUAUUCAGCCACAUAACGUGGUUCAAGCUGUACUUCAACAAGAGGUUCUUUUAUACUGUGGUAGACUUAUUGGAAGGAAUCCAGAAAUGUUUAAAGGAAUAUUAAAAAUUCGUAUUGGGUGGGUUUUAGAAGCAAUAAAAGUUUACUUACAAAUGUUCGUUAAAAAUUCUAAACCAAUUGAAGAUUACAGUCCUUACGAAAUUCGUCAAUUUCUAAUAAAAGUAUUAACGGUUAAAGAUUGGGCUAAAAGCGAAUGCCUUACAGUUUUGGGGCGUAGAAAAAUUGAAGGUUGCCUAUGCAGAGUACCUGCACAUUUUUAUAAUCACGUCUGGGAAGUACUGAUACGCUGUCCAGGUGGUAUCAGUGUUAAUGGACAAGAAUUACCUCAACAACCCACUCUAUUUAACAUGACUCGUUCAGAAAUUACGUUUGCUUUGCUUGUAGAAUCGUUGCUUCAUCACAUACAGUUACCAGAAUAUCGUCAAAUUAUUGUAGAGCUACUUACUACAGUGUCGACAAUUUUACUUCGAAAUCCAGAGUUGAGUUUUCAGAAACAACUAAAUCUCAACAAACUCGUUGAGGAUGGCUUCCAAAUGUACUGUAAGGAUCAUAAUCUGGAGAAAACUACUGAUCAAACUGUUUUCUUUUCCGCCGACUAUUCGUUAACUACAGGAUAUCUCGCUAGGGCUGUAGUUAACAAUGUAUUAACUGGAGGAUGUUUUUCAACUACUCGCGACAUUAACGAUGCAAUUGAAAACAGAGAACCAUGCAAAAUUUCAUAAUCGUAUAGAAUAGAUUCCCGUAGAAAAAGAAUUAUAUCGUUUGUAAAUGCGUCGAACAAAAUUAUAUUUAUAUAAUAAUGUUACCAUAUUUGCUGAAUAUAUGUAUAUUUCUUAAUUAUA